Messenger RNA from Diaporthe amygdali, 1383 nucleotides. RefSeq names its product family hydrolase. The coding region runs from base 1 to 1383 and encodes 460 amino acids. The record is from RefSeq and is a predicted model, not a curated record. NCBI's taxonomy places the organism in Eukaryota, Fungi, Ascomycota, Sordariomycetes, Diaporthales, Diaporthaceae. Gene Ontology annotation, molecular function: 3'-5'-DNA exonuclease activity. The transcript has a single exon. Gene Ontology annotation, cellular component: cytosol.
AUGGCGUCCCAUUCGCAAUCUCCGCCUCCAGCUCCGUCAAUAGCCCCCGAGAACGGAGCUGCAGACGUCACCUCAGCCCCAGCAUACAGGCCAAGAUACAUAGAUGUACGUUUCCCCUUGACCCUCUCUACUGCAUUUCUGCACUGCAUGCGCGUGGAAGAUCCUGACCGGCCCCAGAUCGGAAUCAACCUCGCAGAUCCCAUAUUCCGGGGCGUCUACCACGGCAAGCAAAGACACGAUGAUGACCUCAGCGGUCUGGUAGACCGCGCCAGGCAGGUCGGCUGCACCAAACUCAUCGUCACGGGGUCCAGCUUCAAGACCUCGAGGGAAGCCCUCGCAAUCGCCAAGGAGUACCCAGGCACCGUCUUCACCACCGCAGGCAUCCACCCAUGCUCCUCCUCAAUAUUCGACCCGGCCCACCCCCACUCCCACGAGGAGGACGGCGACGGCGAGCACACGCCGGCCUGCGGGCCGGACCCGGACAAGCCCAUCCCGGACGAUGCCAAGGCCAUCGACCCGGAGAAGACCGAGACGAUCAUCUCGGACCUCCGCCGCCUGGUCGAGGACGCCCGGGGCCCGGGGCCGCAGCAGCAGCAGCAGCAACAGCGGCAGCUCGUCGCCUUCGGCGAGUUCGGCCUGGACUACGACCGGCUGCACUACUGCCCCCGGUCGCUGCAGCUGCACUCGUUCCGGGCCCAGCUCUCGCUCGCGGCCUCGCUGAGCCCGCAGCUGCCCCUGUUCCUGCACAGCCGCGCGGCGCACGGCGACUUCGUCGCGUGCCUGAAGGCCGCCUUCGGCGAGCGGCUCGAGGGGCUGGAGAAGGGGGGCGUGGUGCACAGCUUCACGGGCACGAUAGAGGAGAUGAGGGAGCUCAUGGACCUGGGCCUCUACAUCGGCCUGAACGGGUGCAGCUUCAAGACCGCGGAGAACUGCGAGGUCGUCCGGGCCGUCCGGCUGGACAGGCUGAUGAUCGAGACGGACGGGCCGUGGUGUGAGGUGCGCCCGACCCACGAGGGGUGGAAGUACCUCGUCGAGAUAGACAAGAAGGAGAAGGCCGCGGCUGAGGCGUCAGAGGCUGCCCUUCGCGACCAGGCGAACCAAGUUAAUGGAGACACGGUUUCGCCCCCAGCAGCAAAGCAGCCGCCCAAGAAGCAGCAAUCAAUCAAGAAGCCACAGAAAAAGGAGUCAGAGGUCAUUGAGAGGUUUAAGACGGUCAAAAAGGAAAAAUGGGUAGAGGGCGCGAUGAUUAAGGGCCGCAACGAGCCCUGCAUGAUAGAAAGGGUGGCCAAGAUCGUGGCAGGUAUCAAGGGUGUCUCGAUCGAGGAGGUAUGCGAGGCUGCAUGGCAAAAUACAGCCAAGGUAUUCGGAAUAGACGAAACAUAG